AGGAAGAGAGAAGAGACAGAAGAGGAAGAGAAGCAAGGGGGGAUGGGCUUAUUACUUUCAUUUAAAGUUAAGAAAAUACAGAAGUGAGAAGUUUAGCAGACACCCUCACCCAAAACACAGAGAGAGAGAGAAACAGGAGGAGAAUCAGAAAGACAAGACUAGAAAGUAGGUAAAGGACUACAUGCAGCCAUGGCUCCUUGGACGAGGACCAUCUCGGAGCGGUAUGGUGUAGUAAAGUGGAAUUUUGUUGGCCAAGGAGAGAAGCAGCUCUCCCUCGAGGUAGGAGAUACGGUCCACAUCCAGGAGGUCUGUGAUGGAUGGUAUCGAGGCUACUUGGCUAGGAACAAAGCCCAACAGGGAGUGUUCCCUGCCAGUUUUGUCCACCUUAAGGAAGUCAUCAUUGAAAAACGAGGAGAUGAGGAGUUAGUGAUCUCUGGAGAGAUGCCCUUGGUGAAGGAGGUGACCACCACACUGAGGGAGUGGGGAAGCAUAUGGAAGCAGCUUUUUGUGGCCAAUAAACAGGCGCGUGUGAAGCAGGUCCAGAGACUGAUGUGUGAGCUAAUGGAGUGGCGUUCCCAGCUCCUGUCUGGCACUCUGCCUAGUGACGAAUUCAAAGAACUUAAGCAGAAAGUCACCUCCAAGAUUGACUACGGCAACAAGAUCCUGGAGCUGGACCAGGUGGUUCGGGACGAGGAUGGGAACAUCUUGGAACCGGAGCGGGCUAGUGUCAUUAGUCUGUUUCGGGCCCACGAGGAGGCCACGGCCAAGAUCAACGAACGCAUCAAAGAGGAGCAGUCCAACGUCCAGACAGACCACAGCGGGAUCUCAGCACGGAUACAGUCUUCCCCCACCCACAGCCUCUACGUCUUUGUCAGGAACUUUGUCUGUCGCAUCGGAGAGGACUCAGAGCUCUUCAUGUCCCUCUAUGACCCCAUCAAACAGAGCAUCAUCAGUGAGAACUACUUGGUACGCUGGGGCAGCAAAGGAUUUCCCAAGGAGAUUGACAUGCUCAACAACCUGAAGGUUGUCUUUACAGACCUGGGGAACAAGGAUCUGAGCAGAGAAAAGAUUUAUCUGAUCUGUCAGAUAGUCAGAGUGGGCAGGAUGGACCUGAAAGAGACGCACAACAAGAAGUGGACUAUGGGCCUGAGACGGCCGUUCGGGGUGGCAGUGAUGGACAUUAGUGAUCUCAUCAAAGGGAAGAUUGAAUGCGAUGAGGAGAAGCAGUAUUUCAUCCCCUUCUUCCCGUAUGUCUUAUUUUCCUCCUCUAUUACACCACCUAUACUCCCCCUCUCCUUUUGUACUCUUAUAAACUUAAAGAUUAAGCUGUUUGUGUAUUUUCAAGUGUGUUUGUGUCUGUUUGGCUCCAGGGUAGUGGCUGAGAAUGACUUCCUCCACUCCUUGUUGAACAAAGUGACGGCAUUACGAGGGGACAGUGGUGGCCAAGGUCUGUGGGUGACCAUGAAGGCUCUGGUCGGGGACAUAGUUCAGAUCCGGAAGGAAUACCCUCACCUGGUGGACCGCAGCACUGUGGUGGCCCGCAAGCUGGGCUUCCCAGAGAUCAUUAUGCCGGGAGAUGUUCGCAAUGACAUCUACCUGACCUUAGUGGGCGGCGACUUCGACAAAUAUAAUAAGACGACGCAGAAAAACGUGGAGGUCAUUAUGUGGGUCUGUGAUGAGGAGGGCAAGGUCAUACAGAACUCCAUCUGUCUGGGAGCAGGGGAUAAAGCGGUCAGUGAGUACAGAUCCGUCAUCUACUACCAAGUCAAACAGCCCCGCUGGGUGGAGACAAUUAAGGUGGCAGUCCCUCUGGAAGAAAUGCACAGAAUUCAUUUGCGCUUCAUGUUCAGACACCGCUCUUCCCAGGAGUCCAAGGACAAGAGCGAGAAGAACUUUGCCAUGGCCUUUGUGCGUCUGAUGAAGGAGGAUGGGACAGUUCUACAAGAUGGGCAGCAUGACCUUGUGGUCUUCAAGGGUGACAGUAAGCGCAUGGAGGACGUGAACUGCUACUUGUCAUUGCCCUCGACACGCCACCACCAUGGUGACCCCCACAAGACAUCGGGGCUGAGCCGCAGCUCCAGCAACGUGUCUGGGAGUGGAGGAGGCCUGUCAGUCAGCUCUAGAGAUAGCUUCACCAUCUCCACCCUGGUCUGCUCUACCAAACUCACCCAGAAUGUGGGCCUCCUGGGGCUGCUCAAGUGGAGGACUCGACCUGAACUCCUCAAAGAAAACCUGGAGAAACUCAAAAUCAUCGAUGGAGAGGAGGUGGUCAAGUUUCUGCAGGACACUCUGGAUGCCUUGUUCAACAUCAUGAUGGAACACUCUCAGACUGAUGACUACGACAUCCUUGUGUUUGAUGCCUUGAUAUACAUCAUAGGUCUGAUUGCUGACAGAAAGUUCCAGCACUUCAACACAGUGUUGGAGGCCUACAUCAAGCAGCAUUUCAGUGCUACACUUGCCUACAAAAAGCUGAUGGCAGUCUUGAAGAGGUAUCUGGAUGUGUCCAGCCGAGGGGAACAGUGUGAGCCAAUCCUUCGAACCCUCAAAGCCCUCGAGUACAUCUUCAAGUUCAUCGUACGCUCGCGCAUGCUCUACUCUCAGCUGUACGAAGGGAAGGAGCAGGCAGACUUUGAGGAGUCACUGAGGAGGCUUUUUGAGUCCAUCAACAGCCUGAUGAGAACAGACUACACCACCACUCUGCUGCUCAGGGUCGCUGCUCUGAAGUACCUGCCAACAGUCCUGCAUGAUGUUGAGAAAGUGUUUGAUGCCAAACUCCUCAGUCAGUUGCUGCAUGACUUUUAUUCCUGCAUCCCCCCUGAGACACUCCAGAAGCAGAAGGUGGCCUCCAUGACUGAAAUUGUCAGCAGCCAAAUCUUCAAGAAAAAAGAGUGCCGUGAUGUGCUGUUACCCAUGAUGCUGCGGGAGCUGAGCGGGGCACUGGCCAGUAUGGCUGAUGGCCCUCAUGAUGAGAGGAGAAAUAGUCUGGAGCUGCUCAACAACAUUCUGGAGGUCCUCAGCAGGGACAAUGUGGGGGAAACAUUUCAACAUAUCCAGGACAUUGUGGUGUCUCUCCUGAGUAUCAUCAACCGGACAGUCAUCACAAUGGGUCGAGAGCAUGCCCUAAUUUCCAGGGUGGUAGCCUGCAUGACAGCUAUCCUCAGUCAGAUGGAUGAUCGUCACUAUGCUACAUACAUAGAAACCUUCAGUGGAAGCCCUGAACUAGUGGACUUCCUGAUGGAGUCCUUCCUGCUUUUCAAGGACCUGAUUGGGAAACAUGUGUAUCCCUCUGACUGGAUGGCCAUGAUCAUGGUACAGAACAGAGUGUUCCUGAGAGCCAUCAAUACCUAUGCAGACACUAUGAACCAAAAGUUCCUCAAUAACGACGACUUUGAAGUACAGUUGUGGAAUAACUAUUUCCACUUGGCGGUGGCGUUUAUUACCCAGGAGUCUCUGCAGCUUCAGCAUUUCUCGCCAACCAAGAGGAACAAGAUUCUGGCCAAAUAUGGAGACAUGAGACGGCUCAUUGGCUUUGCUAUACGUGAUAUCUGGUACAAACUAGGCAGUCACAAGAUCUGUUUCAUUCCCGGCAUGGUGGGUCCUAUCCUGGAGAUGACUUUGAUCCCGGAGGAGGAGUUGAGAAGGGCCACCAUUCCCAUUUUCUUUGACAUGAUCACUUGUGAAAAUGCACACUCUGGAAACUUCCACAAGUUUGAGAAUGAGAUCAUUCUGAAGUUGGACCACGAGGUGGAGGGUGGAGGAGGAGACGAGCGAUACAUGCAACUACUGGAGACCAUCCUGCUGGACUGCGCUGCCGAGAAACCCACAUUGAAGACACACGUGCAGCACUUUGUUGCCUUGGUGAAGGGACUCCUCAUCCGUCUCCUUGACUACCGCACUGUGAUGAGCGACGACAGCCGCAACAACCGCAUGAGCUGCACUGUCAAUCUGCUGAACUUUUACAAGGACAUCAAUCGUGAAGGGAUGUAUAUCAGGUACCUUUACAAGUUGAGGGACCUUCACCUGGAGGGUGAAAACUACACAGAGGCAGCAUACACGCUGCUGCUCCACUCUCGCCUGCUCAAGUGGUCAGAUGAGAUGUGUAGCCCCCAGUUUGAGUCCCGCGGCUCCCAAACCCAACGGCAGCUCAAGGAAACGCUCUACGACACCAUCAUUGACUACUUCGACAAGGGCAAGAUGUGGGAAGAGGCCAUCACUCUGUGUAAGGAACUAGCUGAUCAGUACGAAAACGAGAUCUUUGACUACGAAUUACUCAGCAAGAGACUGGAAAAACAAGCCAGGUUCUAUGAGAACAUUAUGAAGAUCCUGAGGCCAAAGCCUGACUACUUUGCAGUGGGCUACUAUGGACAGGGCUACCCUCCAUUCCUCAGGAACAAGGUGUUUAUCCACCGUGGCAAGGAGUAUGAACGCAGAGAGGACUUUCAGAACCAGCUCAUGAGCCAGUUCCCCAGCGCCGUGCGCCUCAACACCACCACCAUUCCAGGAGACGAUAUCAGGAACUCUCCACUUCAGUAUAUUCAGUGUUUCACAGUGCAGCCAGUCCUCGAGAUUCCUCUUCGCCUGAAGAACAAACCUGUUCCUGACCAGAUUAUCAACUUCUACAAGUCCAACUACGUGCAGCGUUUUCACUAUUCCAGACCUGUGAGGAAAGGACCUGUGGACCCCAACAAUGAGUUUGCUUCUAUGUGGAUUGAACGCACAACCUUCACCACUGUGUAUAAGCUACCAGGGAUCCUGCGCUGGUUUGAGGCUACUGACAUGAAACAUACCACCUUGUCUCCAUUGGAGAACGCCAUAGAGACCAUGGAGUCCACCAAUGAGAAGAUUCUGACCAUGAUUAACCAAUAUCAGGCAGACUGGAGCCUUCCCAUCAACCCCCUCUCAAUGCUGCUCAACGGCAUUGUGGACCCAGCUGUCAUGGGUGGCUUUGCCAAGUAUGAAAAGGCGUUCUUUACCGAGGAGUACAAUCAGCAGCACCCAGAAGACAAAGAUAAACUGUUGCGCCUCAAAGACCUCAUCGCAUGGCAGAUCCCAUUACUAGGUGGAGGGAUCUCUCUCCAUGGGAAGAGAGUGACUGAUGACCUGCGUCCUUUCCACGAGCGCAUGGAGGAGUGUUUCAAACAGCUGAAGAAGAAAGUAGAGAAGGAGUACGGAGUGAGAGAGCUGCCGGACAUGGAUGAAAGGAAGUCUACUCGUCCUCGCUCCAUGCUGCGCUCAAUUCGUCAAUCCAUCAUCUCGAUCUCCUCACUGCAGGGAUCUGAAUGUGGGACUCCAACCAAGCUUUAUGCAGACAGGGACGCCCCCCCUGAGUCUCCGACCUCCUGGACCCUUCAGCGCUCCAGCGGCAGCGUGAGUGUAAAUACAGUGGAGGAAGUCGGAGUGGUGACAGUGGGCGACGCAGAGGUCAAACUGAGGAAGAGUAAGAAGAAGAAGAAGAGGAGCAGCAUGAUCUUCAUCACAGAGGAAAGAGAAAGGACAAAUACACUGGACUGCAAACGGCUGUCCAAGAAACAAGAGUUCCGCAGUGACACCAACUUGGCUGAGCCAAAUGAAGAAAAUGUGUCAUUGACCAAUGCCAACUCCAGAUCUCUGCCUGCCAUCACAGGUCUGUCCUUGGCAGUGGUGGGGGGCACAGAGGAGGUAGACUCCCCCAGAAUCAGGAGGGACAGCAAGAGCAUGUCUGUCUCUGGGACUUCUGACCGGACAGCAGACAGACGCUCAAAGGGUGUCAUUAACCUCAUCUUCAAGUCCAAGAGCUCCAAAUCAGAGGAUGCAAAGUCCAGUGAUCCAGCCAAAGACAAUGCCAAUCAUUUCUGAAAUCCUUCAUAUUCAUUUCCUGUUUCGUUACUUACUUUUGUGCAUUUAUUUUACAAAGAAGUUCACAUCAGCCAGCAAGAAAAACCAAAUUAUGCGCUCAUUCUCUCAUUCAGUCUGCCUGUCAGUCUUAGUAUUGCUGUUGCCUUAAUAUAAUUGAUUUUACCUAUCAAUAAAGGCUAUUUUUGUGCCAUGA
Dicentrarchus labrax (European seabass) is the source of this 6028-nucleotide messenger RNA. RefSeq names its product dedicator of cytokinesis protein 2. Gene Ontology annotation, biological process: small GTPase-mediated signal transduction; actin cytoskeleton organization; cell migration. Gene Ontology annotation, cellular component: plasma membrane; cytoplasm. NCBI's taxonomy places the organism in Eukaryota, Metazoa, Chordata, Actinopteri, Moronidae. Gene Ontology annotation, molecular function: small GTPase binding; guanyl-nucleotide exchange factor activity; GTPase activator activity. The transcript is spliced from 50 exons. The coding region runs from base 190 to 5835 and encodes 1881 amino acids. The record is from RefSeq and is a predicted model, not a curated record.